GUUUGAAUAGAAAACUGAUUUUAAUCUAAAUUACCAAGCGUGUGUAAGAAAUUAAGGAAAUUUUCAACGAAUGUGCAUUUUUCCUUCAAUAAAAUACAUAAAAUAAUUGAAUAUAUAAAUAACAAAAGUAAAAUAUUAAAUUAUUAACAUCAGGAAGAAAAAAAGGAAACAUUAAGGAAGUUAUAAAAAAAUUGCUAAAAAUAAAUAACACGUGCGUGCGUGCGUUUUUAACACCAAAGUGAUUACACACUUUUAUUUAAAUUUCAGAGUGAAUACUUAACCGGUUGUAAAUUAAAUUCAAAAAUUUUAAAAAUUAUUUACUUAAAUCCUUAUUGAGUUUGUACCACAGUUAGAAAAAGAAAAGCAAUAGCCCUUGUUUUGGCCAGUCUUAAGAAAAUAAGAGCUUAAAUUUAUCAAACAAAAAAUUUUUCACAACGAUUUCAAGUGUCUUCUUACUGUUUUAAAAGAAAAUAUAUAUUAUUUUUAAAAAUUUUGCUAUUAUUAUCCAAAUAACAAAUAAAAAAGUAUUUGUGUUUUUUUCUUGGUGUGUGAAAAUAUUGUAGAAUUCCAAAUAUAAGCAAGUGUUCAUGAAUUUUUAAUGCCAAAUGCUAAAGUAUUGAUGUCAUACUCCUGUUAAUAUUAUAUACUAAAUUAUAAGAAACAUAACAAAAAACCGGAUAAAUAUCAAAGUUUUUUCUUAUCUGUGUAACUUCCUCUUAUCUCUAUAUCUAAAAAAGGAACACAUUUAAGAAAUUUUUUCAAUAUCUUUAAAAAGGUAUCACUCUUUGAUACUAUCUAACUUCCACAAGUCUUUUACUCAUUCAAGUAAAUAUCAAACAACUGUGCUUUGUUCAAAAUUAAUAAAAAUCUGAAAAAAAACUGCGACGACUACACUUCAACGAAUCAACUUUGUGCACUUUUCUGCUAAUAAAGAAAAAGUAUAUAAAAACUAUAGAAACCCUAAACUAAAACUCUUCUCUUUCUAAACCUAGAAAUAAAAACAAAAGUCGUCUUCAUCUAAUCUUAAGAUAUUUAAUUGAGUGUUUGUGUUAAGCUUUAUAAACCUUUGAUACUUUUUGAAGUCUUAAAGCCUAAUUAAGAAUUUAAAACAAAUAAUCAACGAAGUAACAACAACAACCCAAAAAAUCUAAGUAAAACAACUUCAAAACUUAUUUACUACUAAAUAAAUCCAAACCAACUUACACAUAGUAAUACAAAAACAAAACCCCUAAGUAAAAAUGGCAGCAUUUAUAGCGAAACAAAUGGUUGGCAACCAAUUAAGCGCCGUUAAAGAUGCUGCAGGCGGUGGUGAUGGCGGUGAUGAUGCCGAUGAUAAGGAAAAGGCAGAGGAGGAGGAGAGAGAGCGUCAGGAGGCCAUCCGUGAGGCCGAAGAACGACGCAAGGAGAAGCAUCGUCGUAUGGAAGAGGAGCGUGAAAAAAUGCGACAAGAUAUACGUGAUAAGUAUAACAUCAAGAAAAAAGAAGAGGUAGUAGAAAUGCAGCCGCAAGAGGAACCAAAUCCUUUGAUGAGAAAAAAGAAAACACCUGAAGAAUUGGCUGCCGAAGCUGAACAGGAAGAGUUGGAUGAUUUUACAAAACUGAAAAAUCAAAUAGAAACGCAAGUAAAUGAGCUAAAAACCCAAAUAGAGGGAAAAUGCGUCAUGCAGUGAUAUGUCAACAUAAUAUAUAUAAUAUAAAAAAAUAAU
Messenger RNA from Lucilia cuprina (Australian sheep blowfly), 1706 nucleotides. It is a transcript of the gene cpx, whose product is annotated as complexin. The coding region runs from base 1239 to 1670 and encodes 143 amino acids. Gene Ontology annotation, molecular function: syntaxin binding. NCBI's taxonomy places the organism in Eukaryota, Metazoa, Arthropoda, Insecta, Diptera, Calliphoridae. The transcript has 9 exons. The record is from RefSeq and is a predicted model, not a curated record. Gene Ontology annotation, cellular component: terminal bouton; SNARE complex. Gene Ontology annotation, biological process: neurotransmitter transport; regulation of neurotransmitter secretion; synaptic vesicle exocytosis.